Molecule: messenger RNA, 1175 nt
Organism: Fragaria vesca subsp. vesca
Lineage: Eukaryota; Viridiplantae; Streptophyta; Magnoliopsida; Rosales; Rosaceae
Product: dehydrodolichyl diphosphate synthase 6-like
Exons: 2
Coding region: 106-1167 (353 amino acids)
Biological process (GO): polyprenol biosynthetic process
Cellular component (GO): endoplasmic reticulum
Source: RefSeq, a predicted model, not a curated record
UAUCGAUUUGUAAAGCAUGUAUGACUACGCAGACUGAGAUUUUGUUCCUCCUGAGCAGAAGGUUGUCUUUGAUUUAGUCGAUUAGCUUCUGUUCUUGAUUAUAGAAUGGACGAACAAAGUCGUGUUGCCACGAACCAAACUUAUGAGGGUUUGGCUUCUUUUAUGAGGAAAUGCUUGUUCAGUGUUCUGUCUGUUGGCCCUAUUCCUGCUCACAUCGCCUUCAUCAUGGAUGGGAACCGAAGGUAUGCAAAGAGAUGGAACUUAGCAGUUGGGGAAGGCCACAAAGCCGGAUACUGGUGUGUCAUGUCUCUUCUUAGGUACUGCUUGGAAAUGGGAGUGAAGUACGUAACUUUCUAUGCCUUCAGCAUUGACAAUUUCAAGAGACCCCCAGACGAGGUACAACUUCUAAUGAACCUUUUGCAGGACAAGAUUGAAGAAAUGCUUGAGAAAAAAAGUUAUGUGAACCAAUUUGGUGUUAGAGUAUGCUUCAUUGGUAACUUGAAGCUUUUGAGCGAGCCUGUCAGGGUUGCAGCUGAAAAGGCAAUGAAGGCGACUGUUAAUAACUCCAAAGCUGUGUUGAUAAUCUGUUUGGCCUAUACUUCAACUGAUGAGAUUGUCCACGCUGUAGAAGAAUCCUGCAAGGAGAAAAUGAAUGAAGUUCAAGUACCUAAUGGAAGAAAGGUUAGCAAUGGUGUGAUUCAUCGAGUCAAAGAGGGAGGGAAGGUUAAUGGUGUGACUGAGACUUAUGCUCACAUAUCCUGCAACAACAAUUUUGAUGGAGAAGCAGCUCUAGGUACUAGUGCGCCUUCCAAUGGUAAUAGCAAAAGAGUUGAAAAGGUGAAAAGGGAAAAUGGUACAGUUAAUCAUGCGGUUGCGAGUAGUGGUUUUGUUGAAGAGAGUGGGAAGCAGCAGCAGAAAAUUCCUCAACUGAAGCUGGUUGAUAUUGAGAAGCACAUGUACAUGGCAGUGGCACCUGAUCCUGACAUUAUGAUCCGAAGUUCUGGCGAGACCAGGCUGAGCAAUUUUCUUCUUUGGCAAACUACUAACUGCCCACUGUACUCUCCGGCUGCACUGUGGCCAGAACUGGGUUUAUGGCAAUUGGUUUGGGCAGUGCUGAACUUCCAGCGCGACCACUAUUAUAUGGAGAAGAAAAAGAAGCAGGUGUAACAUCCUCA